AUGUCCCGUGAGCUUCGCACGGCUGCUGAAAGAUGCCUCGAACAAUUCAAGCUGCUGAUCGAAAUCAGCGCGGAGCUGAAAUCUGCAAGUGAGGAAGUCGAUGCCAUCGUAAGCUUGAGACCAGAAGAAACAUCCGAUGUGCUUGAACGUAUUGACAGCCUUACUGGAGCGAACGGAUCAAUCGGAGAUGGAUCCUUCGAUGACUCUACGUCUUCUGCAAUAUCGUCUUUCCAGGGAUCGGAGACGAAGUCGGUUCAGGAAGAACUGGCACUUGAAACCUCGGCCGAGAACUCAUCGCCAGAAAAGAGAUUACCAGGCAUAGAGAGAGCGAUUGACCGGCUCUUCAGAUUUUCUUUGUUGAUCCGCCAACCUUCAAGAUCAUCUCAAAAUGACAAAGCCGAACGUUUCAUCAUGAGAGAUGACGAUGGCAACGAAUUGAACGAGUCAUUCGCAGGGUUCGCUCGGCAGAUAGUGGAUCACUGCUUUCCAGACGCGCCUGAGUUUCUACGCGCAAAACUAUCGAACGGCAUAGUCAUUCGGCGCAAACGUUUCUUGUACCGAAGGCGCCAUCAGGAAAAGCUGUUUGGCGUGGAUAUAUCGAAAGGGACUAUGCGACAGGAUUUGAAGCAUGGCGACGAAACCGAAGAGAUGGAUGUUACAGUACGCGCUUUUCCACUGACGAAUGAAGCCUCACCAGUAGACACGCUGGCGCCCAAGCGUCUGCGGGUUAGAGCAUCUAACCCAUCACAUACCUCUGCAUCUGCGCUUCAGAAGCAGUCUGUUCCAAUUAGUAUUGUGUUGGAGGACACAAAGUCGAACCAGACUACAUCCUUCACUGCUACGCCCUCCGCGAGUGUACCAGUAGAUUUGCCGCGCCCACCCAAGCCCGCCCUUGGUAGCAAGGAAUUUGAAUGCCCAUACUGCUGUCUCAUAUUGCCUAUCAAAGAAUCAAGAGCUUCUCGCUGGAGACAACAUGUUCUGGAGGAUCUUGAGCCCUAUACGUGUCUCUUUGCAGGAUGUCCAGAUGAUUUAAAGCUUUUCGAGGAUAAAGCUACUUGGAAAGCUCACCUCCAGGGCCACCAAACCCGCUGGAGGUGCACAUCCAAAGCUCAUUCGGCAACACUGUUCACAAGUAAACAAGAUUACUUUGAACACAUGCGAGAUCAGCACGCAAAGUCGUUUACCGAUUCGCAGUUGCCCGUGUUAGCCAAUCGAAGCAAAGUGCCAACGACCAUGAUCUUUUCACAAUGUCCUCUUUGUUCUUAUAUACCGACCGAAAACGAUAUCGGAGAUUCAACUGGUGCGAGUCAGAUGCAGAAAGACAGAUCGAUAUCCGAACGCAUAGUAAGACACCUAGCGGCUCAUCUGGAAUUCCUUGCAGUCAAGGCUCUACCAUGGCAAGACGAAGUCGAAGAGCAUCCAGAAGGCCACUCUCAAACAGGCAAAGCCGACGAUUUCACUGUACAAAGUGAGAACGGCUCUCGGGUCCUAUCGUCAGACGAUGCAGCAGGUCUGCAAUUCUCCGAGGACUCUUAUGGCAAUAGCUCACUCGAAUUACCCACUAGAAGUGGAGACACAACACCACUUCUCGGCUCAUCCUAUGAGGAAGACUGGAGUUUCAUCGAAAGGCAACCUUACUUCGGCCAUGAUAGAGAUGAGACCCUGCAACCUCUUCUACAGCGUCUCUUUCUUGAAGAUUCGUCAACCAACGCAUUUUCUGGACCAUCACUUCCUGCUUACCAGGUGCCUGUAACCCCUGAUAAAAAUUUCUACGGCCGAGAUUACGCGCUAGAUGCAAUGGAAAAGGCCUUAUGCACGGCUAUCAACAAUGAGUCGACGGACAAUAAGCCUGUAAGCUGGCCAAGAUGCUAUGCCUUGUAUGGUCCUGGAGGUAUGGGGAAGACACAGAUCGCAGCGAAUUUUGCGUCCAAACAUAGAAACGAGUUCGAUGCUGUUCUAUGGGUCCAAGCAGAAGAUGUUGGAAAGAUUGCACAAGACUAUAAGGAUUUGGCGAUCGGCUUAGGCUUGGUAGAAGCUGAUUCCCGAAAUGCAAUGGACCUCGAUUACACGAAGGACGUGUUGAAGCGAUGGCUCGUUAAACCCCGGAAAAACAGAUCUCAAAAAGGCGAAAAAAACCCGGAACUGGCUUCUUGGUUGCUGGUAUUCGACGGUGUGGAGGAUGGCGAUGUUUUGAAUGGAUUUUGGCCAUACAACGGGCCAGGUUCUGUGCUCAUUACCAGUCGCAACCCGUACUCAUGGUCAGCAUCUCUCGAGCUGAAGCCCUUCAGCCUAUCCGAAGCCACGAACUAUCUGUUCCGUGUGACUGGAAAAGAACCAGCUCCUGGUCCCGAAAUGGCAGCUGCAACUACAAUCGCCAAUCGUCUGGGUGGUCUACCGCUGGCCCUCAGCCAAAUGGGCUCCAUCGUCGCUUCUAAGGAUAUCUCAUUUACGGAUUUUCUUUACUCUUUCGAGGAGCGUGAGGGCUCACAAGCCUUCUUCGACUGGCAAACUCCGGACAAAUUGCGCUCUCCCAGUAACUAUCAAUCCAACGUCGCAUCAGUGUGGGCUUUCGACCGCCUUGGGAAAGGCUCAACACUUAUCAAUAUCGUCUCUAUGCUCGACCCUGAUUCAAUCCCAGAAUCAGUGUUCACUUCGCCAGUACAAGAAGACGAUUCUGUUUUGGUUCAGUUUGUUAAAACCAACUAUGUUGCAGCACGUACGGAGUUGCUCGCGCGAUCUUUGAUUACCGGCAACAAAGGCAAACGAACCUUGUCAGUACACAGGCUUGUGCAAGAUGUGGCUCGAGCCAGAUUACGCCAGUCUGAGAUGAGGUGUCACUUCCUGGCCUGUGUCGAGUUGAUCAACGACAGGUGGACUUUCCAAGAGCUCACUUGGAGACAUGGCAUCGCUCGAUGGGAAACUUGUGAGGAGCUGUUCCCCCAUGUACAGCGCCUUAAAACUAUGUAUCCAUCGAUAACACCAUCUCCUGACUCAUUUGACGACUACGAGUUCGCCAGACUACUCAUAGAUAGUGGUUGGUACCAACACGAACGUGGCCAGUCUCUCGAUGCUGUGUAUUCCAACAACAUGGCUCAGUCAAUAUGCGAAUCCCUCAAGCUUCGCUUACUGGAGCAUCCCGAAUUUGCACAGAACAGUCCUGUGACACUCUCAAAGCUAAACUAUUCACUUCUCGAGAUAGCACACAACAGAGGAUGCAUAGCCCUUGAGAUUAACGAGCCAAGCGACGCCCUACAGUAUCUCACGAUGUUCAACCAGGAAAUGGUCAAGGAAAGCCUAAAGAAAAACCCUGAGGAUAUGCGUCUCGCCAUCUCUUGGAAUGAGUUGGGAAAUGCGCACAUGCUCAAUCGUGAUUGGAAGAAGGGCGAAGAAUGUUUCCUCAAGUCCAUUGAGGAGAUGCGCAAAUACCACAAGUUUGGUGAAACUAUGAUCUCGCUACCCCUGGCUAACCUGGGUCUGGCGUACUGGCUACAAGGGAACAACGAGCUAGCUUCAAGCACACUCAAAAAGGGAUUGAAAGACCGCGAGGAUGAGUUCGGCAAGGAAGACCGGGUCUCUUUCAUCACAGGUCGCUUCCUUCACGCCUUGGGAAACGUCGAAUCCAGUCUAGACUAUCAUCGCCGCGCACUCAUGCAUUACAAGUUGACCCUUGGAAACCGUCAUCACCGUACUGCCGACGUUUUCGUCAAAGUUGCAGAGCACCACAUCAAACUUGGAAAUUACGACAUGGCACUCGCUCUUCUCAAUCAUGCUCUUGGCGCAUUUUCCAUUUCUCAUACCUACAUCCCAGAGAAGAUGCGAGCGUGCUGGAUGCGGUCCAAAGCGUUGAGUGCGCUUGGAAAGACAGAUGAAGCAGAAAGCGAGUUGGCAAAUUGCUAUCAGGUUUAUGUUAGAUUACGAAGCAAGCGCGAAGGCGAUGGACCGAAGAUCAAAGACAGGCCGAGCGAGCUUGAUGACGAGGACAUCGAUGAUCUUAUAGUAUUCUGGUCGAAGUGA
Alternaria postmessia is the source of this 4014-nucleotide messenger RNA. RefSeq lists its product as uncharacterized. Bases 1 to 4014 code for a protein of 1337 amino acids. The record is from RefSeq and is a predicted model, not a curated record. The transcript has 4 exons. NCBI's taxonomy places the organism in Eukaryota, Fungi, Ascomycota, Dothideomycetes, Pleosporales, Pleosporaceae. Gene Ontology annotation, molecular function: ADP binding; protein binding.